Molecule: messenger RNA, 4914 nt
Organism: Polypterus senegalus (gray bichir)
Lineage: Eukaryota; Metazoa; Chordata; Cladistia; Polypteriformes; Polypteridae
Product: anoctamin-5-like
Exons: 23
Coding region: 324-3188 (954 amino acids)
Biological process (GO): chloride transmembrane transport
Cellular component (GO): plasma membrane
Molecular function (GO): chloride channel activity; protein dimerization activity
Source: RefSeq, a predicted model, not a curated record
UACGGUAUGUUCGAAUAUGCUUACGUUAUUUAUCUCUUGCACUUUGCUUUAGAUAAGCAGACUUGCGGUCUUUCUUACCUUUUAUUUUGGACGACAGUAAAUUGCGCACGGCCCCACCCCUUUAAGUGUAAUGUGUCUUCUUGCCAGCGCGGAGCUAAGGGUCUGAUGUGAGACGAAGUAGCAGAGCCGAGUCGGAGGUAAGGGCUGCUGCAGACAGGAGCAAGCUGACCAGACUGGAUUGGUAGAACUGAUCGGGACUGAAGGACCCGCUUUCUACCCUCCUCUGAUCUUGGGACUGGCGAACAGCCGGCUUCAGGAGCAAGAUGUGCACCAAAGGCAACCAUGAAACUUUGAUCGAGAUGAAGUCGUCUCUGGAUGACGGCACUGGAGAUGGUACUACAUUGCUGACGGCGUACAGGAGGACGUGGCUGCCAGAUGAAGAAAGUAAUGGCCUCAACCACAAAAAUGAAAAUAAAGAUGCCCCUCUUCCUGGUAAUCUUGAGAUCUUAAGCAGCACUGAAUCCUCCUGCCUCAUCACCAAUAUGCAAGGGAUUCACAACAAGAGGGCGGUGUUCCUGAAACGUCGUGCAAGGAUUGACAAGCAACACCAAAGCAAAGAUUCUGUUUUCUUCAGGGAUGGCAUACGAAGGAUUGACUGUGUCCUGUCCUAUAUUGAUGAUACAACCAAAGAAGGAGAAAAGAAAAUGGAAAGAAGAAAAGAGUUUGAAAACAACUUGCAGAAGGCAGGUUUGGAGCUGGAGACAGAGGAUAAGAUUGAAUCAGAAGAUGGAAAGACUUACUACUUAAAAAUCCAUACACCAUGGGAUGUCCUGGCCACCUACGCUGAAGUGCUGAAGAUCAAAGUGCCAUUCAAAGAAAAUGAUAUUCCCAGUAAACCCGAGAUCCCUGUCAGCUGGCUCUUCAAACCUUUCCGACUCUCAGAUGAAGUGAUGAACCCUGAGCCUGACUACUUCACAGCACCUUUCGAGAAGAAUAAAUCAGAUUUCUUUCUCAUCGAAGACAAGGAAACGCUCUUUCCCCCAUCCACCCGCAACAGGAUUGUUUACUACAUUCUGUCACGAUGUCCAUAUGGAACAGAAGAUGGAAAAAAGAAGCUGGGUAUCAAAAGACUCCUGAACAAUGGCAGUUAUACGGCUGCAUAUCCUCUACAUGAUUGUCGAUACUGGAAAAAAGCAAAAGACCCCAACUGUGAAAGUGAGCGUUAUACCUUAUACCGUGAAUGGGCACGACUCUCCCGCUUCUACAAGGAGCAGCCGCUGAAUCUUAUCAGGAGAUACUAUGGAGAGAAGAUUGGCAUCUAUUUCGCUUGGCUGGGUUUCUACACAGAAAUGCUUUUCUAUGCAGCCAUUGUUGGCCUCAUCUGUUUCAUUUACGGAGCACUAACCUUCAGUGAUAACGUGUGGAGUGAAGAAAUCUGCAAUGAUGAUAUUGGAGGACAGAUUAUCAUGUGUCCACUAUGUGACAAGAAAUGCGGUUAUUGGAAGCUAAACACUACCUGUGAGUCUUCAAAGCAAUCUCAUCUCUUUGAUAAUGUUGGCACUGUGUUUUUUGCCAUCUUCAUGGGAAUUUGGGUGACUUUGUUUUUGGAGUUUUGGAAGCGGCGGCAGGCUCGUCUUGAGUAUGAAUGGGACCUAGUUGACUUUGAAGAGGAGCAACAACAACUCCAGCUCAGACCUGAGUAUGAAAGCAAGUGUACUAAGCGUAAGAAGAACCCUAUCACCCAGGCUGAAGAGUGGGUUUUGGAUAGAAGCACUGUUAAUUUCUUUGGGAAAAUGGUGAUAUGUUGGGCAACAGUGUUAUUUUGGAUUGCUCUGAUUGUUGCCUGCAUCAUUGCCGUGAUUGUGUAUCGCCUUGCUGUCUACGCUGCCUUUGCCAGCAUCAUGAAGGACAACCCAGCUCAGAAUCUGCAGUUGGUUGGAUCACUGAUCACCCCACAAAUGGCAACCUCAGUGACUGCAUCUUGCCUCAACUUUGUAGUCAUCAUGAUCCUUAAUUUCCUGUAUGAACGAGUGGCCAUCUGGAUAACAGAUAUGGAAAUUCCCAAGACUCAUCUUGAAUAUGAAAACAGACUUACGAUGAAGAUGUUCCUUUUCCAGUUUGUCAACUACUACUCUUCUUGCUUCUAUGUGGCCUUUUUCAAGGGAAAGUUUGUGGGUUAUCCAGGAGAUUACACUUACAUGUUUGGACGUUGGAGAAACGAAGAGUGUGACCCUGGUGGCUGUCUUAUUGAACUGUCCACUCAGCUGCUCAUUGUCAUGGCAGGCAAGCAAAUCUGGGGCAACAUCCAGGAGGCUCUUGUGCCGUGGUUGUGGAAUUGGUGGGGAAGCCGCAAAGCACGCAGUCACCCUGAAAGCUUGUAUAGCCGUUGGGAGCAAGACCAUGACCUGCAGUGUAUGGGACAGCUUGGCCUCUUUUAUGAGUAUCUUGAAAUGGUCAUUCAGUUUGGAUUCAUCACUCUUUUUGUGGCCUCUUUCCCACUGGCUCCACUCUUGGCUCUUUUAAACAACAUCCUGGAGGUGCGGGUGGACGCCUGGAAGUUCACAACCCAGUUCCGCAGGCCAGCAGCAGCCAAGGCACACAGCAUUGGGGCUUGGCAAGAGAUCCUAAAUGGAGUGGCCAUCUUAUCUGUAGUUACUAAUGCCUUCAUUGUGGCAUUUACUUCUGACAUGAUCCCCAGGCUGGUGUACUUCUAUGCCUACCAUCCAGGAAAUGUGACAUCCAUGGAGGGAUACAUUAAUAAUAGUCUGUCCAUAUUUAACAUCACUGAUUUUAGGCCUGAGAACAGACCUGAUGAUGGAGAAAGUCCUGACUGGUUCAACAGCAGCUUUAUACCAACAUGCAGGUAUCGGGAUUACCGCUACCCACCAGGACAUGAGAAGGAAUAUACUCAUACUAUGCAGUUUUGGCAUAUUCUAGCUGCAAAGAUGGCCUUCAUCAUUAUUAUGGAGCAUGUUGUCUUCGUUGUGAAAUUCUUUGUGGCCUGGAUGAUUCCUGACGUACCUUCUGAAGUGAAGGCUCGAAUCAAGCGAGAGCGUUUCCUUACACAGGAGUACUUGCACGAAUAUGAGAUCCAGAAGCUUAGGGCGCAGCUGGAAGAGCAAGGAAAUCACACCCAAAGUGCCAUCGUAGAGGCGCAGAAGCAUGAAGUCUUCUCCGAAGUCAUGUAGCCCACAACUUUGGGGCUUCUGGCCUUUUCUACCAUUGAACCUGCGUACAGACACUCUUGGCCAUAAUCUGCAAGAUGGACCCGGUUAUUAAACAGAUUACUCCAGGGCUAGGGACUUGCACUCAACAGUGGUCAUUUCCAUGAGGACCUUAAAUGGGGCAGCCAAAGUUUCCAGUGUCAUUCUGGUUGGUAAAUUUCAGUUAAUGUCUCAAAGCAGAGCAGCUCCCCACUUCUAGAGCCAUGUUUUACUGAGGACAGAAAAUGGAAUAUCUUACCCUACUGUAUGUCUACAUGACCACCAAGGCCGCCACAGUCCCAAUCCUUUGAUGGUGCCAUAGAUUGGAAUUCUGUAAUAGGCCUGACCAGUAAACAGUUGAUUCGAAAGUACUGCAGGUGUCAAGGUCAGAUUCUGGUCACACUUGGGAACUGAGUGCUGAACUACACACUUUGGCUGCCUUUUCUUUUAAAGCUGCAUUGCUGUGAAAAAGUAUGAAACACGUAAACAGAUAACCAACUAGAUACUAUAACUACAUUGUCAGAAACAAGUAUCUGGUAUGGGUAAGCAAAACAUUAACCAAAUAAAGGCAAGAAUAUAUGCAAAGAAGUGAAGGGCGUAGGCUGAAAACGCUGAGCUUCUCUAUCCCAGAUCAUUUCAAGCGGAUUUGCUUCUCUUAGACAACUUACUCUGUUUGUGCAAUGUAUGUACAUACAAUAUGGCGUGAAGCAGAGAGCCCGAAUCAAGCAGAGAUUGAAGGUGAAAGGACAAACAGAAUAUUUAUCAAUUAUUCAACAAUACCAUACAAUGUUUUCAGAUUUCUGUGUUAAAAAAUUCUCCUGAAUGUGAGCGGCUGAAUUCCAUCCCGUAUUUUGAUUAUAUCUAUAGCUGUACUCAAGCUGAUGCCAGAGUUUAUUGAAAGUGCACCACAAGUGAAAGAUGAAAGGAAAGCUUAUGAUUAAGAUUUCUCAGACUUUAUUUUUGUAAAGGUGAAUCCACCAGUCACAGGUCAAUCUCGGAUUAUGAAGGGUGAUCUUCCUGAUAAGAUUGAAGGGAUUUUUGUUUUUUCUUAAUUUGUCAGUCAACCAUUUGCCCUCGCCUUUCUGUCUAAGUGCGUGUGGUACACCCUUUGUGAUUGACACUUCUUUUCUGGGUGAGCCACAGUUUCCGUCGACUUGACCUGCCUGAAGUGAAUCCCACUUAGUAUCUGAUAUCUGAGACAGCUUAGCCUUGGCUAUGAAUAUUUGUUAAAUAUUUAACAGACUUGAUGGUUAGCAUUCCUUCUGUGUCAUAUUAUCGAUAUUUUGUGUUAAUUUAACCAUUUUGGAUGCCCCCCUUUAAUGGACGUUUCCUCCGGUGCAUCUCAUUUAAUGGCUACAGUUUUCCUUUAUUUGCGUACUUUGUCUUUGAGCCGUCCCUGUGAAGCAUUAUAAAAGCACUAUUUCUGCAUUCCUCAGGUUCCAGCAGCGUAGAUUUGAGGCAGGUACGGCCAGCAAAGGCGUCUCUGUUAAAAAACAAAUGUUAUUCUGAAUUUGUUCAAAGUGUGAGAGUUUAGCAAAACACAGAGGGGAACACCCCAGAUUCUACAAUGAGUCUGUGCGCACUUCUGAAUAAAUGCAGUUUCUUUCCUAGCAUUAGUAUUAACUAAAGAGUCUUUAGUGAUCCCAAAAAUGGCAUUAAACUACAAAAAUCCACAAAUCACUAGCGAGAUGUCAUGUUGGUUGUAACCAUG